GAGGGCGUGCACGCGUGCGUGUGUGUGAGAGGGCGAGACAGAGACAGGGAGAACGACGAUGAGAAAAAUAGUUGUAUUUAGUGUUUUGCAUGGGUGAAAUACUAAGUGGCGUCCAUGAAGACAGCACGUAAGAACUAGUCGCGAAUUCUGAAAGACUGUGUUAGAAUGGCAGGGGUUUUAUUACGCCUAUGCGUAAUUAUCAAUAGCUUCUGAUUUCUGUAAGCUCUGCUGUAAAUAUACAAAAUCUAGGCAUUUUUUAUUUUAUCUUCUGUUCUACUAGCAUUACCAUUUUCACAUGGUCCGUUGACAUCGUUUGCUGCUUCCCAUACAGAUGAGAUCUGAGGACUCACGCACUCCUUGACGUCGUUGGCUGGCUGCGGCUCCGCGCUCCAGCUCAGCACGUAUUGCGCAACGUGACUGAUCAUCCCUCAACCAAUCCAUCCCCUAAAACUGUGUGGAGGAAAGGGAAAAAGACACACACAUCCACAGAUUCACCUCCUACUCUCCUUUCUCUUCGAGGUACUAAGGGGGAGCUUACACGAAACCAGGUGCACGGUCUGUUUCUGUUAGUGGACCCGUCCUUAUCCGCCGGAGAUGACUCGUCUGGGCACCCAGGAUGCAGCUGUGGCGUGUCUGUGAGCACAUCGCAUCCUCUCGCAUCUGAAUCGUGGAACUCCCUCGUUUUUCUUGACUCUCGGGUCGCUCUGAAUAUUUUGGGGAAAAGAGGGCAAAGUCAACCUGCGAUGUAUGACGAUUCAACGGAUGUCCAGACGGACUACGGCUUGCAGGAUGUGUUUUGUCUCAGUAUAGCAAUGGGAGCUUCUAGAAUUGGAGAAGAGGGUUGCCAGUGGAUAUUGCAAGUCAAGUCUGCAAUCAAGCGUAUUUGUAUAAUUAUUCACUAGGGAGCUUCUUCUGUUACUUUUAACGCGUCAGAACCGAAGAGGUCCUCAUUUUUUGGACUCGGAUUUAUAGGUCCAUGCACUGCCCACUCAAUUUCUAAUCGGUUUUUUAGUCGUAGAAUAUUCCUUUCCUCCAUCACUGUGAAUCCAUUGCUUGUGUGUACACCUGCUUUUCCAGACCAAUUCUUCAAACCCCGUUUAAAGAACAGUUCAAAUUCCUCUAACCGAAAUGAAAAAUACAGCUGGUAAUUUGUCAAUUUAAAUUUGAAAUCGAUGUUUUUUAUUUUAAACUCUGAAUUCAGGACCUUGAUUUAUCAUCGAGGGCACGGUGUGAUUUUAGCCGUGAUUCGAGUUCUGUCGUACAGUGUCUUGCAUCAGGAAGAACCCGUCACCGUCGAGCUGGAUAGGUUGACAUCCACGGAAAGAUGGAUUUAGUUUUCGGUCUCUUGUGGCUGCUCACUGUGUUUCUGGAAGGCGUUUAUUGCCAAGGAGUAUAUGCUUCCCCUACUGUCCGAAUUGUGCACUCUGGCCACGCAUGCAACAUCGAGGAGGAGCGGUACACGGAGAGGGUGUACACCAUCCGAGAAGGGGAGACUUUGGAGCUAACCUGCCUGGUCACUGGCCACCCUCGACCGCAGAUCCGGUGGACCAAGACGGCAGGGAGCGCCUCGGACCGAUUCCAGGACUCCAGCGUCUUCAACGAGACCCUGCGCAUAACCAACAUCCAGCGUCACCAGGGGGGGCGCUAUUACUGCAAGGCGGAGAACGGCCUGGGCUCGCCGGCCAUCAAAUCCAUCCGCGUGGACGUAUACUACCUAGACGAUCCUAUUGUGACAGUGCACCAGAGCAUAGGAGAGGCUAAGGAGCAGUUCUACUACGAGAGGACAGUCUUCCUGCGCUGUGUGGCCAACUCCAACCCCCCAGUCCGCUACAGCUGGCGGCGUGGGCGUGAGGUCCUCUCCCAGGGCUCCGACAAGGGCGUGGAGAUUUAUGAGCCUUUCUUCACACAGGGGGAGACCAAGAUCUUAAAACUGAAGAACCUUCGACCUCAGGACUAUGCCAACUACAGCUGCAUUGCCUCAGUCCGGAAUGUUUGCGGCAUCCCAGACAAGAACAUCCUCUUUAGGCUCACCAACAAAACAGCAUCGCCUACCAUCAAGCUCCUGGGGGAUGACCCUGUCGUGGUAAACCCAGGCCAGACGGUGACUCUGGUGUGCAUUGCGUCCGACCGGGAGCCAACGCCCACCCUCACGUGGGUGCGGAACACGGAAACGCUACCGGAGAAGAGCGUCCUGAACGGAGGCACCCUCACCCUGCCCGCGGUCACCUCAGAGGAUGCAGGGGUCUACAGCUGUGUGGCCAAUAACAAUGUGGGAAACCCUGCCAAAAAGUCUACCACUGUGGUGGUCAGAGCACUAAAGAAGGGCAGAUUCUGGAUCACCCCAGACCCCUACCACAAUGACGACAACAUCCAAAUUGGACGGGAGGUGAAGAUCUCCUGCCAGGUAGAGGCCACGCCCCCUGAGGAGCUGAUGUUCAGUUGGCUGAAGAACGGGCGAGCGCUUCGCAGCUCGGAGCGCAUGGUCAUCACGCAGACCGACCCCGAUGUCUCCCCGGGCACCACCAACUUGGACAUCAUUGAUCUCAAGUUCACCGACUUCGGCACCUACACCUGCAUGGCCUCGCUCAAGGGUGGGGGAAUCCCAGAGAUCAGCAUUGAUGUCAACAUCUCCUCCACUACUGUCCCCCCCCUGUUUUUCUCUUCCUUAGUUCCCCCGAACCUGACAGUUCCACGUGGGAAGUCACCCCUGGUGACCCAGGAGGGCGAUACGGUGGAGCUUCAGUGCCUUGUUUCAGGGAAGCCCAAGCCCAUCAUCCUGUGGUCUCGGGCCGACAAAGAGGCCCCUAUGCCGGAUGGGAACAUGCAGACGGAGAGCUAUGACGGCAUCCUGCGCAUCGUCAACGUCUCCAGGGAGAUGACCGGAUCCUACCGCUGCCAGACCAGUCAGUACAACGGCUUCAACGUCAAGCCCCGGGAGGCCAUUGUGGAGCUCAUAGUGCAGUAUCCACCCACAGUGGAGCCAGUGUUUACGGAAAUUCGACAGGGCCUAGCCCGCACCUUUCCCAUGAGCUGCAGGGUGCUGCGAGCCCACCCGUCUCGCGUUCUCAAGUAUGAGUGGCGGCUGGGCUCAAGGCUGCUAAACGCGGGGCAGUUUGACUCACAAGAUGAGACGGAGUACAGUGUGAGGAGCCUGAGCCGGGAGGGCUAUGGGGAGUACAGCUGUGACAUCAUCAACGAGGCCGGAGCAGGUCGCUGCAGCUUCCUUGUUACAGGAAAGGCCUACCCUCCGGAGUUCUACUAUGACACGUACAGCCCGCUGUGGCAAAACCGGCCCCGCGUCUACGCCUUCAAGCUGCAGUGGACCCAGAUGAACCCCAACGCGGUGGACCGCAUCAUGGCAUAUCGCCUGGGGAUCCGGCAGACAGGGCAACAAAGAUGGUGGGAGCAGGAGAUCCCGAUUGAGGGCAUGAUCCAGAAGGGAGAGCUCAUCACAUAUAAUCUGACCGAGCUUAUCAAGCCAGAAGCGUAUGAGGUUCGCCUCACCCCCAUCACCCGUUUCGGAGAGGGGGACUCUACCAUUAGGAUCGUCAAGUACAGCGGGGUCAGAAGAGGUGAAGAGAUACUGAUGGGUGCCCACGUUAGAUCUGGAGGCACUUCUCCAAUCAACCCACACCUCAGAGAGUUUCACUGCAGCUUCGAGGAAGAGCCCAUCUGCAUGUUCACCCAAGAGAAGAGCGACGACUUUGACUGGACCCGCCACAGCGCCGCCACCCGAGACACCAAGUACACCCCCAACACCGGGCCCAGCAGCGACCGCAGCGGGUCCAAACAAGGUUUCUACAUGUACAUCGAGACCUCGAGACCGCGAAUGGAGGGAGACAAAGCCCGUCUGUUGAGCCCUACCUUUAACAUCGCCCCCAAAAACCCGUACGGGACCACCAACUCUGCCUACUGCUUCAGCUUCUACUAUCACAUGUACGGGAAACACAUAGGCACACUGAAUGCCUAUUUGCGAUUGAAGGCUCAGACCAUGACCGAGAGCCCUAUAUGGACACUGAGUGGAAAUCAAGGUGACCGCUGGAAGCAAGCCAAAGUGAACAUUCACCCGACAGCAGCUUUUCAGAUGGUAUUGGAAGGUGUCCGUGGCCCUGGGAUUGAAGGGGACAUUGCCAUAGAUGAUGUGACUAUUGAGGAGGGAGAGUGUGGAGAUCCUCCACCUAAUCUGAGGUCCUCAGCCCCUUCCAAUGCACCCCCUAUAUGUCAUUUAUGUGUGACCCUGCUCCUGGCUCUUUUCGUCAAUCGGAGGUGACCUUGCAGUGGCAGAGGCUAUAAACAUAUUGACCUGGCUCUUGCACCAAGAAGGAGUCUGUGUACCUGGACCUUCAAUAUAUAAUUACCAAAGAUUCAUCCAGUCAAAAUAUGGAGAGAAAGAGCAGCACACCUGGGGCUCAAUUGGGAGCAGAAAAAAGAAAUACAGAAACAAAUAAAAACAAUGGGAAAAAACAAUACAAAACAGAAUAAAGAUAAUGAAGAUUCUAUUAUUUUUAAAUAAAUAUAUGCAUAGAAUGCUCCCAAGGGCAGGAUGGAAUAUUGUUUAUUUGCUCUUUAUUGACAGCCUUGUUUCGGGUGCAAAUCAGGCAACCCUGUGACAGAGACAGGCUUGGGGAACGGAAAGGGAGAAUCUUUGUAAAGCACAAGGACAUUGCUGAGGUUUGUUCCAUAAAGUCGGUCUGUAUUCUGUGGAUUUGUUUUUCAAUUUAGAACAUUUUUUUUGGCCAAGGAUUUAUGUCUGUGCGAAAGGAAGUGAAGUAGAAAAAAAAUACAAUAGCUUACCUGGCUGACUGAUUGAAGAAGGUUUAUAAAGCCCCUCAACCUUCAUGAAGGCAUGAUUAACCCAGGCAAGCACUUUUGCCUUUGGCUGUUAGUUCUCCACCAGUAACCUUCAUAAUCUCCAAGCUUAUCAAGCGUUUUUUUUUUCUUCCUUUACUUGCAACAGAUAACAAUAUCUUGCUUUCCUGCGAAAAAAAACAGUAACCUGAGUUUUCUGUUCAGUAUGCCCCCUUAAAAGUGGGAGUUAAAAUCCUCAUAUCUAUGUUUCAGCCCUGCAUGACUUUCUGAUUGUUGUUCCAGUACACUGUGCCCACAUAUCAUUGUGGCAGCCUGGGAGAGAGUUGCUUGUGAGGUAUGAAAAGGCGGUUACGCUCUUCUACGUCCCAUUUCAGCAGCUUGUCAACCCAAGGAAUGGGAGCCACUUUCUGCCAUGAAACCAAGUGCCUUCAGAUUUAAAAUAAAACUACAUCCCUGAAGUUCAAACAAAAACAAGUUCAAUGAUGUUUCCGGUGCCAAUGCUGGGCUAUUUUCUACACAAUCCUGGCCCACAGGCAUGGUUUAUAGGCAAGUAAUAAUACUGGAAUUAAUGAAAAAUGUUGCAUCAAGUACUAGAUGAUGCUUGUGGACCCGGCUUCUGAAGUGAGCAAAACAAAGCCCAACUAUGGCCAUCUUGGUUCUGAUAUAGGCAGUUACCUCCCUCAGCAGCCAUGGCCUUUUAGCAUGCAACAGACACCAUCCCCACCUUCAAACAGAAUGGAGUAAAAAGGAGACUGAUGGCAGAACAUUCACGCAGUUACCAAACAGGAGAACUAGGAACACUGGCAUUGGACCUGUGGUAUACUGGGAUGAAAAGCAAGCAGGAGGGUAAUCCUGGCUCAUCAACAGCCCCAGCGAUUCAAGAGUAAGCCCCUAAUCCAAACCAAGAGGUCCCUAGGCAUGCAAAGACAUUCCUCUGACAUACAGGGACUACAGUGCUAAGAGAGCCUCAGCAUCACAAUCUUCAUGGACAGGGUUACGCUGAAAACUGGCAACCCACUGGAUGAAAUAUAGGUUUCCUGCCUCUGCUCUGUGUUUCCAGCUGUGUGGAUUCUGAUUUAAAAAAAAACAAAUAUUUUAUUAUUCUACCGAGUGUAGCUCUGCUUUUACACAAACUGUAAAGAAUGACUUUGGAACUACCUGAGAUCAUUGGAUACCUUAACCAGCUGGUUUUUGAAAAUGUAUUGUAAAAUCUCCCUUACAUUGUUGGUUAUGAUGAUAUCUAAAGACUUCUUUCAUUUUUCUCCUUUCUCCAUCCUUUUUUUUUGCCUAAAAGAUCUGACCUUUUAACAUCAUGUAACAGACAUCCCUUUUCUUGUUUUUGGUUUCUUUCUGGAAUAUCGCCCUUUCCUUUCUUUGUUCCCUCACAUUACAAAAAUAUCAAAAAGAGCAGAAGAUGAUAUGCAAAUAAAUUAGGUAAAUAAAAUAUUUAAAUGGAAAGCUCCAUUAGAUAACAUUUGUGAGUAUUCAUACAAAAAGCACAAGAUGUAAUAAUAAAGAUACAAAACCAAGGCUUCUUUUUUUCUUUUCUUUUUUGCUUUAAUCUGUAGAUUUUACACCCAAUUUUUUAAAAACUACAUCCUUGCAACUUAUGACAUAAACCAGAAAAAAAGAUUUUACAUCUGUGUUCAAUAAAGCUCUUUUUUCGGGUAAGAUGUGA
This is a messenger RNA of Anguilla anguilla (European eel), 6487 nucleotides long. It is a transcript of the gene mdga2a, whose product is annotated as MAM domain containing glycosylphosphatidylinositol anchor 2a. Lineage: Eukaryota; Metazoa; Chordata; Actinopteri; Anguilliformes; Anguillidae. The record is from RefSeq and is a predicted model, not a curated record. Gene Ontology annotation, cellular component: cell-cell junction; membrane. Gene Ontology annotation, biological process: cell-cell adhesion. Bases 1325 to 4270 code for a protein of 981 amino acids. The transcript has 19 exons. Gene Ontology annotation, molecular function: cell adhesion molecule binding.